Onychostoma macrolepis is the source of this 4343-nucleotide messenger RNA. It is a transcript of the gene wdr44, whose product is annotated as WD repeat domain 44. Bases 1048 to 3684 code for a protein of 878 amino acids. Lineage: Eukaryota; Metazoa; Chordata; Actinopteri; Cypriniformes; Cyprinidae. Gene Ontology annotation, molecular function: protein binding. The transcript has 18 exons. The record is from RefSeq and is a predicted model, not a curated record.
AUCUAGAUCCAACUCCACCCCCUGGAUCUUGUGUUCUGCAGUGAGGACCAUCUCAUACAGCUGCGGCUACUGGGCAUGCGCAUUUACAUAUUUUCCGAGCCAACAAUAUAAUGUGAAACCUAUAAAAAUGGUUUUAAAAAGCACAUGGCGUCGUAGUUUCAUCACUUUAGAGUGUCGCAGUGACCGUCUUUUUGCAGUAAAGGACCUGUCAUAGUUUAAUGAGUGGGAAGAUGACAUGAAGCGUCACGGUUAACCUACAUUGAAAACAGAUGAGCGCACAUGUGCAUAUAAAGCUCCUAUUCGGGGCGAAGUUCAUGGGAUUUUGUCCACAGAAUGAUAAGAGCACACGUUUAAACAUUAUUUUAUUAUUUCUCACUCAGUAUUUUAACUUAAGCGCUGCAUCCAUGCAUACAGCGCCGGACAUGACAGAUUUUAUGGUGCGCAAAGCAAGUAGACUGUAAAGGAAUACCUUAGCUUAUUGCUGUUACCAUGGCAGCCAACAACAGCACAACUUAACCCUCCGCACAUAUUCAUAUCAGUCGAUCUUUUUUACCCCGUUUUAACAUGUAUUUCUAUGAAGACAGGCAGCAGCGGCUGCACAUAAUAUAAGCCUUCUGAUUGGUCAGAUGGCAUGUCAAUCAAGCUCUUUGCAAACGGUCAAUUCUUGCGUGUUUUCAUGACAAAACGUGGUUUAGGGACCAAAUCGAGUCGUUGGGUGACAGAGUUGUUGUCAGCUCGUGUAGUGUGUAACCCCUGGUUGCUGAUCAUUUAUACAGAGUCACAUAGUGUGAACACCACAACGACUUAAAGACAGACAAUCAAGUCAUGUAGUCUGAACAGCACAGCGAUCUGCCUACGUGUAAAGUCGUGUAGUGUGAACUAGGCUUGAGUGUAGUCUCUGUUCGCAAGGAUCGACUUAAGGCACGUUUUUGCAUUUUUUUGGGGGGGAGUGCCUCUCUCUCUCACCUUUUUGGACUCAGCUCUCACGGGACCUAUCAUAUUUGUUGGGUACUGAAAUAUGUUUGACUCCGCGCCAUUUUUUCAUGAAUGACUUUUGGGACUUCACCUUGUCCGGCCAACAAAGAUGGUCCUGCAGAGAAUGUGGUACAAGAAGUCGCUGCUGGAUUGGCUCAGCCUGAAUCCCGCCAUGACGAUUCUCUUCAGAUCAUUGACAGUAUUAUAGAAGAGAGUCAGAAAAGUGGAGUGGAAGAUCAGUUGUUGAGAGGAGAUGAGGCCUGUGCGGCCACAUCUGAAGGGGAGAGGGCAGAAGCAGAAGGCUGCAGUGUUAAAGAAAACCUGGUUCCUGAGGGAGCCCUAGUGCCUCCAGAGGGUCCUGAUGUAACGCCACAUGAGUCGGGUUGCAUUGAGCAGUUGCCUGAUGUAAGGCCGAAGGAAGUGAGGUCACAGGACAUUCAGGACAGAGCACCGGAUGUGGCUGGUCCUGCCCAAGCAGGUCAGGACCAGGCUAUGCCACCCCCACCUGACAUUACAAGCGCUUUGGGUCAGCCAUCACAACCCGCGUCCCUGCCUUGUGCAGAAACGGCUUAUAUUCUUGAGCAGGUCCCUAUGAGUGAUGCAGAUGGCCCUGGCCCCUCCAAACCUCCCAGACAGUUUACAGUGGAGCCAGAUAUUGUAGCUAGCACCAAGAAGCAACCGCCCUCAAGGCCACCUCCGCCCUCUGGGGCUCCACCUCCAAGGCCACCUCCCCCCUCACGGCCCAGCUUUUCUGCUAAAAAAUCCCAGGAACUGAUGCGACCAGCAGGGCUAGAAGUCUCUGUAGAGCCAGCGGACGAGCUGUGUGGAUUGGUCAGCCCAAACGCCACAGUACGAUGUAUUGCUAAAGAACUCCAGCACUCACUGGACCUCGCUAGUGCCACUAGUGGUGAUAAAGUGGUCACUGCACAGGAAAACGAUGAGCAAACAUCAAGUCCUACUGGAAGCGAGACUGCUGGACCGCAAAGACCAAGAUCCAACUCAGGAAGAGAGCUUACAGAUGAGGAGAUUCUUGCAAGCGUGAUGAUCAAGAAUCUGGAUACUGGUGAGGAGAUCCCUUUGAUCCAGGCAGAAGAGAAACUACCGACUGGAAUCAACCCGCUCACACUGCACAUCAUGAGGAGAACCAAGGAGUAUAUCUCAAAUGAUGCAGCACAGUCGGAUGAUGAUGAAAAGUCCCAGCCUGCUCUUACAGACACAGAUGGAGGAAAACUGAAACAGAGAACUACACAGCUGAAAAAGUUUCUGGGCAAGUCUGUGAAGAGGGCGAAGCACUUGGCAGAGGAAUACGGAGAGAGAGCAGUAAAUAAAGUCAAAAGCGUUCGGGAUGAAGUGUUCCACACAGAUCAGGAUGACCCAUCCUCCAGUGAUGAUGAGGGGAUGCCGUACACCCGACCGGUCAAGUUUAAAGCUGCUCACAGUUUCAAAGGGCCCUUUGACUUUGACCAAAUCAAAGUAGUGCAGGACCUGAGUGGAGAACACAUGGGUGCCGUCUGGACAAUGAAAUUCUCUCAUUGUGGACGGCUGUUGGCUACAGCAGGGCAGGAUAAUGUGGUUCGGAUCUGGGUCCUAAAAAAUGCCUAUGACUAUUUCAACAACAUGAGAAUAAAAUAUAACACAGAAGGACGUGUGUCACCAUCUCCCUCUCAGGAGAGUCUUUGUUCCUCAAAAUCAGAUACUGAGGGAGGGUUUGGUGCUACAGUGGAAGAUGCAGACACUGAGGACAGAAACGUGCCAUUCCGGCAAGUUCCGUUCUGCAAGUAUAAGGGUCACACUGCUGACCUGCUGGAUCUGUCCUGGUCCAAGAACUACUUUCUGCUGUCAUCAUCAAUGGAUAAGACGGUUCGUUUAUGGCACAUCUCCAGGAGGGAGUGUCUCUGCUGUUUUCAGCACAUAGACUUUGUUACAGCCAUCGCAUUUCAUCCCAGGGAUGACAGGUAUUUUUUGAGUGGUUCUUUGGAUGGAAAAUUACGGUUAUGGAAUAUUCCAGAUAAGAAAGUGGCACUGUGGAAUGAGGUGGACGGACAGACACGUCUGAUAACAGCAGCUAACUUCUGCCAGAAUGGAAAAUAUGCAGUUAUUGGCACCUAUGAUGGACGCUGCAUUUUCUAUGACACCGAGCGCCUUAAAUAUCACACCCAAAUCCAUGUCCGCUCCACUAGAGGCAGGAAUCGUGUGGGCCGCAAAAUAACCGGUAUUGAGCCGCUGCCAGGAGAGAACAAGAUCUUGGUGACGUCAAACGAUUCUCGCAUUCGCCUGUAUGACCUCAGAGAUUUGUCUCUGUCUAUGAAGUACAAAGGCUACGUGAACAGCAGCAGUCAGAUCAAAGCCAGCUUCAGUCACGACUACUCUUUCAUUGUGAGCGGCUCAGAGGACAAGUAUGUGUACAUUUGGAGCACAUACCACGACCUGAGCAAAUUCACCUCUGUACGGAGAGACCGCAAUGACUUCUGGGAAGGGAUCAAAGCCCAUAAUGCCGUAGUUACUUCAGCCAUUUUUGCUCCGCAUCCGGAUCUCAUCGUGCCUCAGGAGGCAGGGACAGAGAAGCCAGACUCGGACUGUAAGAGUGACAGCACAGACGACUCUGAGACCAUCCCAUCAGGGGCCCUGAAAACAGACCACUCUGAAGUUUUGCUCUCUGCGGAUUUCACUGGAGCCAUUAAAGUUUUUGUCAAUGUUAAGAAAUACUGAGUGCUUGUGCUGAAUAGGACACCCAGCAAGUAUAUAGAAUUAAUUUAAAAGCUCCUCUCAGCUUUUGGACAGAGCUAAAACAAAAUCAGUGCCACUUUACACCUAACUGAGCCCCCAUUCAUUGACCAAUCAGCUGCUGGAGAGUGCUCUGGGAGGCGGAGAUUAUAAGCCCCGCCUUGUAUGCAGAGAACAGGGACCCAGGAAGUUGGAAGGCGGGGAUGGUUGAGGAGCAGGGACAAACGUCAUUACAGCUAUACACCUCUUUCUUUACCUUUCUUUCUUUUUAAUUUGAUAUCAUUUGAAGAGGUAUUGUUACUGUAUGUACAAAAAGGGCUUUAAUUUGCAUAGAGCAAUGAUGCCAUUUUAAUGGAUGAGUGAAACUGCAAGCCUGUAUGGAGACAGAAUGGAUAUGGAAGACACAGGUAGUCAGCCCUUCAAACACACACACACACACACACACACUCGAAUUUCCCCCUGCACACUUUAACCCUAAAGUCAAUGUUUCUGGAAAACACAAGAUCUCACAUUUCUGACAUGAGCACUAACUGAACUCGUUUCAAUUUUUGAAUCUUUGUCAGUGUUAUUUUAUGUUGUACAAAAUAAUUGAACCUGAUUUUUUUAUGUGUAUGAUUCCAGAAAUAAAAAAUAUAUAAAGAUUU